Messenger RNA from Cucurbita pepo subsp. pepo (vegetable marrow), 1803 nucleotides. RefSeq lists its product as uncharacterized. The record is from RefSeq and is a predicted model, not a curated record. NCBI's taxonomy places the organism in Eukaryota, Viridiplantae, Streptophyta, Magnoliopsida, Cucurbitales, Cucurbitaceae.
UAUCUCCGGGCAAUUUAUUUAUUGGAGAGCCAAAAAUCAGUGUCCUUCGCCCAAUUACUUCAAUUAAUUCCCAAUAAAUCGAUUAAAAUAAUGCUAUGAAUCUGUGCCUCUGAGAUGCCAAUUUCUCAGUCAAAAUCUCUUCUCCUAUCCUCAAUCCCUCGUCUUCUUCAUCUCCGGAUCCGCCUUCUUGCUUCACUCCGUCCUUCUCUGUCGCCAUUAAUGGCUUCCUCUUCCUCUUCCUCCAUCAUUUCCGAGUCUGCUGCGGGAGAAAUCGCCGAAGGAUUCAUUCAUUGCUGAUUAAAAUCUGAACACCGGAUUAGCCGAUCAAGUUCUUCGUUCUUCCGUGUAUUUAACCACCGGAAAUUCACAUUCUUCGAAAAAAAAAGCCCUAGCCGGAAUUCCGAUCGGAAGCGAGAUUCAGAGUGAAUCGAUGACUCAAACGGCGUCGUUUAGUUUCGCCAAUCGUAAAAGUUCCUCGAAUUUGGAGCGGUUUCUUCAAUGCGUUACUCCUUCCGUUCCUUGGCGAACUCUUCCUCAGAGCUGCCUUCAUGAUCUCAAUAGUCAUUGGCAACAACCUGAUAAAGAUACGGUUCAGUACUUCACGCUCGGCGAGCUAUGGGAUUGCUAUAACGAAUGGAGUGCAUAUGGCGCCGGUAUCCCGAUACAGUUGAACGGUUCCGAGACUGCCAUGCAGUUCUAUGUGCCUUAUCUGUCUGCAAUUCAGAUCUACACAAGCAAGCCUGUUGCCCCUCCCAGAAACCGAAGAUAUGAUAGCGACAUGGCAGAAUGCGAAAGUGAUUCGUGGAGUGACGAUAGCUGGAGUGAUAACCUGUCAAGAUCCUUGAGCAACAACUCUAGCAGGACAUGGGAUGCGGUUUCUGAAGAUUCGAGCUUCGACCAGGACGGAUCGUGGUCGUUAAGGGAAAAACUUGGUUACCUCUCUUUACAAUAUAUGGAGAUGUCUUCUCCUUAUUGGAGAGUGCCUCUUUUGGACAAGAUAACGGAACUAACUCAAACAUAUCCAGCUCUAAAUACACUUAGGAGCGUGGAUCUUUCUCCAGCAAGUUGGAUGGCUGUUUCUUGGUAUCCUAUUUAUCAUAUCCCGAGUCAAAUAAACGACAAGGACUUCUCGACAUGCUUUCUAACGUAUCAUACAUUGUCUUCGUCUUUCCAAGAUUGCUCCAUGGAUCAUGAAGGGCAAGAUGGAUGUACUUGUUCGAAUAUCGCAACCGCAGGCCAAACCGACGACAAAACGAGCGGUUUUUCUUCUUCUUCUUCUUCUUCUUCUUGCCUUUUCCCAUUUGGGUUAGCCACUUACAGAAUGCAGGGAGAUCUCUGGCUGCAGCCAGAGACAUCGGAUUACGAACGGAUGGUCGAUCUCUAUCAUACCGCCGAUUCGUGGUUGAAACAGCUCAACGUUCAUCACCACGACUUCAACUUCUUUUCCCUUCACUCAACCUUGUAGAUAAUGAGCUUCUUUUGUGCAACCAACAUGAGAAUACUAUGCCUUGCCUCUUCCCACAGCACUUCACUUGACAGUUUAGCUAGAAAACUGAGUUUGAUUGAUUAAGAACAACAAUCCUUUUGUAGUUUUUAACUCAGAAAAAAAAAUGAUGAACAAACAAUUGUUGUGCUUUGAGGAUGAGUUUUGUAUUUAAGUUCAAGGCUGCUGCUUUCCUUUGGACCUUUUGUUGUGCUGUGUCGUGGACUUCCCUGACAUUUAGAGGCUGCUGCUUUUUACAACAUGCCUGAUUGGAAGUUGUUUUGUAAUGCAAGUUUCUAUUAUUGUACGUUACACGCUCU